Molecule: messenger RNA, 2822 nt
Organism: Cavia porcellus (domestic guinea pig)
Lineage: Eukaryota; Metazoa; Chordata; Mammalia; Rodentia; Caviidae
Gene: Cdk16
Product: cyclin dependent kinase 16
Exons: 16
Coding region: 240-1904 (554 amino acids)
Biological process (GO): protein phosphorylation; exocytosis; neuron projection development
Cellular component (GO): synaptic vesicle; nucleus; cytoplasm
Molecular function (GO): ATP binding; cyclin-dependent protein serine/threonine kinase activity
Source: RefSeq, a predicted model, not a curated record
UAAAGGCCAAUGAUUAUCCAGGCCACAUCUCUAAGAAAAGUCAGUUCUCGAUCCUGUAUAAUUCCUGCCUAUCAAGGCACUUCUAGAGACUAAAACUGAUUGCCUCAUCGGUCUUUUUCCUCCUUUCAAAAGUCCGUUUGCCACCAUGGGGAUGUACCAAGUGAAAUCGAGCAGGGGGAGCGAGUGGUGACUGGCACGCCUAGUUACUGACUGCUGCUCACCUAGGCGCUAGCAAACUUAUGGUGAGAUCGAAUCUGAAUACUAAACAACCUCUUCAUUUCUCCCUGGCGCCGUUUCAGGGCCAGCGACAUAUUCCUCUGCGGGCGCGCAAUGGCCGCACCCCCUCCCACUGCGGACGGGUUCUUUGGUACAUGCAGUCCGAGGUCGCCAUGGAUCGGAUGAAGAAGAUCAAACGGCAGCUGUCAAUGACACUCCGAGGGGGCCGAGGCCUAGACAAGACCAAUGGUGCCCCUGAGCAGAUAGGCCUGGAUGAAAGUGGCGGAGGUGGUGGCAGUGACCUUGGAGAGGCUCCCACACACAUACCUCCUGGUGAACCUCGCUGUGGACGUGGCCCACUCAGCUCUGCACCAGAGAUUGUACAUGAGGACUUGAAGAUGGGGUCUGAUGGGGAGAGUGACCAGGCUUCAGCUACAUCCUCGGAUGAGGUGCAGUCUCCAGUGAGAGUGCGCAUGCGCAACCACCCCCCACGCAAGAUCUCCACUGAGGACAUCAACAAGCGCCUAUCACUACCAGCCGACAUUCGGCUGCCUGAGGGCUAUCUUGAGAAGCUGACCCUCAAUAGCCCCAUCUUUGAUAAGCCCCUUAGCCGCCGCCUCCGCCGUGUCAGCUUGUCCGAGAUUGGCUUUGGGAAACUGGAGACAUAUAUCAAGCUGGACAAGCUGGGUGAGGGUACCUAUGCCACCGUAUACAAAGGCAAAAGCAAGCUCACAGACAACCUUGUGGCACUCAAGGAGAUCAGACUGGAACAUGAAGAGGGGGCACCCUGCACGGCCAUACGGGAAGUGUCCCUGCUCAAGGACCUCAAACAUGCCAACAUCGUCACACUACAUGAUAUCAUCCAUACAGAGAAGUCCCUCACCCUUGUCUUUGAGUACCUGGACAAGGACCUGAAGCAGUACCUGGAUGACUGUGGGAACGUCAUCAACAUGCACAAUGUGAAACUGUUCCUGUUCCAGCUGCUUCGUGGCCUGGCCUACUGCCACCGGCAGAAGGUGCUACACCGAGACCUCAAGCCCCAGAACCUGCUCAUCAAUGAGAGGGGAGAACUCAAGCUGGCUGACUUUGGCCUGGCCCGGGCCAAGUCAAUCCCAACGAAGACCUACUCCAAUGAGGUGGUUACACUGUGGUACCGACCCCCUGACAUCUUGCUUGGGUCCACGGACUACUCUACCCAAAUUGACAUGUGGGGUGUGGGCUGCAUCUUCUACGAGAUGGCCACAGGUCGGCCCCUCUUCCCAGGCUCCACAGUGGAGGAACAGCUGCACUUCAUCUUUCGCAUCUUGGGAACCCCAACUGAGGAGACAUGGCCAGGCAUCUUGUCUAAUGAAGAGUUCAAAACAUACAACUACCCCAAGUAUCGAGCCGAGGCCCUUCUGAGCCAUGCACCCCGGUCCCCUUGUCCUUGUGGUAGACUUGAUAACGACGGGACUGACCUCCUUACCAAGCUGCUGCAGUUUGAGGGCCGAAAUCGGAUCUCUGCAGAGGAUGCCAUGAAACAUCCAUUCUUUCUCAGCCUGGGGGAACGGAUCCACAAACUUCCUGACACUACUUCCAUAUUUGCACUAAAAGAGAUCCAGCUACAAAAAGAGGCCAGCCUUCGGUCCUCAUCAAUGCCUGACUCAGUUGCCGGCGGACAGCAUGGCCGUGCCAGCCUCCCACACUGAGGCCAGGCCUACCCUUCCUCAUCAUACCCUCCCAGGACCACUACCCUGCGGCCAGUCAGGGGUCUGGAGCUAGCCCAGGCUGGGGCUCUCGACUCAGACAAGAAGGUAGAGGUGCCUUGGGUCUUAGGCAUCCUCUGCCUGCUUUCCUGCCUGUCCCACCUGCCUUGUUGAGUGGGCCUUUUUUGUUUGUUUCAUUCAUUGUUUUUUUUAAUUAUUUUAAAUGAGGUUUUCAUUCUUUUAAAUGCAAUAUCUCUGUAUACAGACUGGCUGGGCCCCACUUCCCUGAGUGUGGCCCUCCCACAGUAUUUUGUGCAAUGAAACCCUACUCCCAGCCUUUCAGAGGCAGGGCCAUACACAGCCCCUAUUUGAAACCCCGACCAUACAAGACCCUGGGAUCAGCUAUGGGAAAGCAUGCCUCGAACACUUGCCUUCCUCCCCCAACCUGCUAUCCCCAGCCACGGGGAUCUGGGAACUAUUGGGGACUCUAGGAGAUGGACAAGGUGGGGGCCCCACUUUUUUCUUCCUGCAGUCCUGUAGCCAGGGCCUCCUUCUCAGGGUCUCCCCAGCCCAGCCCUCCUGCCCUUUCCCACUCGGUGCUGUUGAGUAGGGGCCCUGCCAGGAACUGACCAACUCAGUGAGGAGCCAUAGUGUGUAUAUGUGCACACCCAGGGACAGAGGGGCACAUGGGGGAUUGUGCCCAGGUGUUGCCCCCUAACCCCUGGGAGGGUGAGGCAGGGCUGGGACAGUCUCCAGGGUCAGUCCCUGGAUGGGUGGUUACCUCCCCUUCCACCCUAAGCUCUGGGGCCCUUAUAUGGGGUGGGAGGCUGGGGUGGGAGCCCUCCUAGUGGGAUUUGGGGGGUUGGGUUCCUGAAUGCACCAUAAUCGCUGUAUGAAAUAUUAAAAAGCCUAAAGUGAAAA